Molecule: messenger RNA, 1242 nt
Organism: Macroventuria anomochaeta
Lineage: Eukaryota; Fungi; Ascomycota; Dothideomycetes; Pleosporales; Didymellaceae
Product: O-methyltransferas-like protein
Exons: 5
Coding region: 1-1242 (413 amino acids)
Molecular function (GO): O-methyltransferase activity
Source: RefSeq, a predicted model, not a curated record
AUGGCCAUCCCGACAAGGAUCGCAGAACUGGCAGACAUCAUCGCCACCAAAACGAAAAUAGUAGACGACUACAUCCGAUCUCAUGAUCUUCCUUCUUUAUCCUUCGAAGCAAAUGGCUCGCUUGCAGUACCGGUCCCGGAGUCGGCGACCGAAGUAAUCGAGGCACAACAUGAAGUGAUUGCGUGCACGCAGGAGCUGAAUGAACUGAUGAAAGGCCCUACAGAGGUUCUUAAGACGCGCUUUGUAGCAGACAUUUUGGAAAUCCAGUUUGUCCAGCGCUUCGGCAUUGCGAAGCUUAUUCCCCUGGAUGGAGCUAUGUCCUACGAGGAGCUUGCCGCAGCAACAGGCCUCGACAUGAUUGAUAUCAAGCGAGUAUUGAAACGUGCCAUGCUCAAUCACUUCUUCCAAGAAAAGGACUGUAAAGUAGCCCACACGUCGACAUCACGGGUUAUGCAAGAGAACGAGGCAGUAACCAAUAUUGCUGAGUUAUUCACCGAGGAGAUCUGGCCGAGUUUCGCCAAGACAGUUGAGGCGUUAGACCGGUUCAAAGGACGGCCACACGUGCCAGAGGAGACUGGAUUUAGUAUCGCAAACAAUACUCCGAAAGGGAUGUAUGCAUUCUUUUCGGAAAGUCCAGUGCGUAUGGAACGCUUCGCCAGAGCUAUGGGUGGGUUUGCCGCAACUGAAGACUUUAGCCUUGCUCUGACAGGCUUCGACUGGACCAAGGUAUCAACGGUAGUUGAUGUUGGUGGCGCAUGGGGUCCCUGCUCUAUCGAGCUGGCUAGAGCGUUCCCAGACUUGAAGUGCAUUGUUCAAGAUUUCGAGGAUGUGGUUGCCGAAGGGCCUUCUAAGGUACCUGCAGAACUGCGUAGCCGUAUCUCAUUCGAAGCGCACAACAUGUUCGACCCGCAGACAGUUGUAGGCGCAGACGUGUACUUUUUCAGGGCUAUCUUCCACAACUGGAGUGACGUACGAUGUGUCGAGAUAUUACGGUCACACAUGGACGCUCUCAAGCCGGGUGCCCAUAUCGUCAUCAACGAUAAGGUCUUAGCGACACCGAAGGUAAGCCCGCCAUGGGCGGAGAAAAAGUCUCGAACCAUGGACUUGACUAUGCUCGCUCUUUUUGGAUCGAGGGAAAGAACCUAUGAAGAUUGGGUUGACCUAAUCAGAGAAGCAAGUCCAAGGUUCCAAGUCAAUUACGCCGGGCCACCUAGCCAUAUAAUUGACAUUGUUUGGCAAUGA